This is a messenger RNA of Eruca vesicaria subsp. sativa (arugula), 2570 nucleotides long. Lineage: Eukaryota; Viridiplantae; Streptophyta; Magnoliopsida; Brassicales; Brassicaceae. The record is from the annotation of a GenBank genome assembly.
AAGAGUAGUAACUUUGAGCCUUUUGACUUGUUUGCGUCCAAAAACAAUUACACAUCAUAAAAACAGCCAAACAGAUCUUCGUGUGUUUCUAUUUAUUCGUUUUUUUCUUGUCUGAUUCAAACCAAAAUAAAAAGAAGCAGUUCAACAAAAUCACUUCUCAUUCUUAUUAAUGGUCUUCCAUUUCUAUAUCUCUAUGUAAUGUAAAUUGUCUAUGUAUCACCUUCCCUUUUUUCUAAAGCCCUAAUUGAUUUUUCUUUCUUUAUUUCUUUGUGCUUUAAAGGUUUGAUUUUUAAAAACUUGUGGACUCUCAUUUCCCUUGGCUCUCUUUCUCUUGAGUUUUGAGUCAGCUUUGUAUUCUCUAAACAAGUUUCAGAUCUUUGACUUAGUCUCAAAACAUCAUCCUGUCUUAAAAACUAGGGUUUGAAUCUCUAGCAGCUGUUCUUGUCUGUUACAAAGUUUCAGAUUUGACCAUCUGGGUCGACAAUUUAUCUUCUCUCCGAUCAUAAAUUGAAGAGAUCUUCUUUUAGAAACAUGUUAAGCAGAUGAAGGUUAGUUUGAUGAGAUGGGUUGUGUAUUGAGUAGACCCGGAUCAUCAGGAUUAGUUUCUGAGUCUAGAGACCAAGUUAUUACAAGGAUCGAGUCUAACCGCAAAGAAGCAAACAAUGUGUCUGUGAACAAAACCGAAACUACAGAAGAGAGCACUAGUGUUGUUGUUGCUGUUGUUGCUUCUACUGGUGAAGAGGAAGUUAGAAAUGAUGAAGCUAUUGUGGAUCAUCACAAGGAAGAGAAUGGAGAUACCAAAGAGAAGAAACCCAAAGGAGAAAAGAAAAGGUCUAAUAAGCCUGAUCCGAGACUAAGCAACCCACCAAAGAAUUUGUUAGGUGAUCAAGUUGCAGCUGGAUGGCCACCGUGGUUGACUGAAGUCUGUGGGGAAGCUUUAAACGGAUGGCUUCCAAGAAAAGCUGAUUCCUUUGAGAAGAUUGAGAAGAUUGGAUCAGGAACGUAUAGUAAUGUGUACAAGGCGAGAGAUUUGGUGACAGGAGCUAUUGUGGCGUUAAAGAAAGUGAGGUGUGACACUAGGGAACAAGAGAACUUAAAAUUCAUGGCUAGAGAGAUUCUGAUUCUGAGGAGAUUGAAUCAUCCCAAUGUCAUCAAGCUAGAAGGUUUGGUUACUUCGAGGAUGUCAACUAGUUUAUACUUGGUGUUUCGUUAUAUGCAUCAUGAUCUAGCUGGUCUCGCUGCAAGCCCGGACAUAACAUUCACCGAACAGCAAGUUAAGUGCUACAUGAAGCAGAUACUCUCGGGGCUCGAGCACUGUCACAGCAGAGGAGUUCUUCACCGUGAUAUCAAAGGAUCAAACCUUCUUAUAGACGAUGAUGGAGUUCUUAGAAUAGGAGAUUUUGGUCUUGCAACGUUCUUUGACGCGAGUAAAAGACAAGUAAUGACGACACGUGUUGUUACUUUAUGGUACAGAGCACCAGAGCUGCUUCACGGUGCUAUUGAGUAUGGUGUCGGCGUUGAUCUAUGGAGUGCUGGUUGCAUUUUAGCUGAGUUGUUAUCUGGUAGACCGAUUCUGCCAGGUCGAAACGAGGUUGAUCAGGAGCAUAGGAUAAAUAAGUUAUGUGGAACGCCUUCUGAAGAGUAUUGGAAAAAGAUUAAGAGGAACCCUAAUCUUAAGCAUGCUAAUCAGUUGGGUAAACCACAGUUUAAGAGAAAAGUUAGAGAGGUUUUCAAAGAUUUCUCUCCUGAGGCGCUUUCUCUAGUUGAUAGGCUUCUAGCUCUUGAUCCAGUUGAGCGUCAGACAGCUACUGAUGCAUUGAUGAGUGAUUUCUUCAUGACUGAGCCGCUAGCAUGUGACCCUUCUGAGCUCCCCAAGUAUCCUCCAACUAAAGAGAUUGAUGCCAAGAAACGAGAUGAAGAGUAUCGGAGACAAAAGGAAGCACGUAAGGUUCAAGGAGAGAGCGGAAGAAGAAUCAGACCUAGAGAACGAGCACCAAGAGCAAUGCCUGCUCCUGAAGCCAAUGCUGAGAAUCAAUCUAACAUCAAUAGGAUGCGUUUGAUCACACAUGCGAAUGCAAAGAGCAAGAGUGAGAAGUUUCCACCACCGCAUCAAGAUGGUUCACUUGGUUUUCAAGUGGGAUCUUCACGGAGACUUGAUCCAUCAGAGAUACCUUUUACUUCAAACUCUUUCACUGCAACUUACUCCAAAGAGCCGUUUCAGACUUGGUCAGGCCCUUUGGCUCCGGAAGAGCCUGACUCAACAGCUAAGAGGAUGAAAGAUAUUAACAAGGCGAGGAGAAAGGCUGCUAAGCUUAAAGGGAAAAGCAUCGUUGUUUGAUUUGAUGAGAUUCUAUUAUUAUUAUUAUUCAGCUUCAAGUUUCUAAAGGUUCCUUUUUGGUAUGAGAAAAGAAAAAGAUUUUUUUUUUUUUUGGAGGGUUAUAUGUUUCUUAUUUAUUUGAUUUGUGUAUUGUUUGUACAAGAGAUUUGACAAGAGAAAAAAAAACAUUUAAAUGAGGGAGAUUACAUUCUAUAAUAUUCUAUGUAAAGAAAACUCCAAGUCUUUGGGGCCG